This is a messenger RNA of Pararge aegeria (speckled wood butterfly), 1653 nucleotides long. RefSeq names its product caltractin-like. The transcript is spliced from 3 exons. Gene Ontology annotation, molecular function: enzyme regulator activity; calcium ion binding. NCBI's taxonomy places the organism in Eukaryota, Metazoa, Arthropoda, Insecta, Lepidoptera, Nymphalidae. The record is from RefSeq and is a predicted model, not a curated record. Gene Ontology annotation, cellular component: central plaque of spindle pole body. Bases 178 to 717 code for a protein of 179 amino acids. Gene Ontology annotation, biological process: spindle pole body organization.
AUGACACUUGCGCGAUAUUUUGAAUGAAUAAAUUUGAGAAAUUUAAAAAUAUUAGUUUCGUAUGUUAAAUUCAAACAUUAGUCUUAUUUUCUAAUAAUAUUGUGCGAAUUACUGGUUAUUGCGACUUAGAUAUCGUAAAUAUUUUACAUUUGCAUCGUGGGCUUCAAAUAUUGUGUGAUGACAACUGCUGUGGUAAGUAAUCAAAAAAAGGGCGCCGCAACCAAUAAUGUUCCUCCUGCUGGAGUAAGAAAGAAAUCUGGUCCCAAAUUUGAAUUGACAGAGGAGCAGAGACGGGAUAUAAAAGAAGCGUUUGACUUGUUCGACACUGAGAACACGGGAAAAAUUGAUACAAAAGAGUUAAAGGUUGCCAUCAGAGCACUCGGAUUUGAACCAAAAAAAGAAGAAAUAAAAAAAAUGAUAGCAGAAAUUGAUAAAGGUGAUGGUAAAGUAUCAUUUGAAGACUUCUUAGAGCUGAUGACUGUAAAGAUGGCAGAAAAGGACACGAAAGAAGAGAUCAUGAAGGCUUUUAAACUUUUUGAUGAUGAUGAGACAGGAAAGAUCUCAUUCAAGAAUCUUAAACGAGUGGCAAAAGAACUAGGAGAGAAUUUAACAGAUGAAGAAUUACAUGAAAUGAUUGAUGAAGCUGAUAGGGAUGGUGAUGGUGAAAUCAACCAAGAGGAGUUUUUGCGCAUUAUGAAGAAAACUAGUCUGUAUUAAUUACUUGGAUGUUUUAAAUUGGUCUUGUAGCACAAUUUUUAAUCUUAAGGUUUCUUUAUACAUACACAACACAAAUUGUAAGCUUUGAUUACUAGAAAAAAAACUCUAAUGUAGUCAAUGACAGCUUCUUAAAACUGGUAAUACAAUUAUCUUUUGGAUGACAGACAAAUCUGGAUUUCAUGCAUUAAUUAUUCCUAGGGCGCAGUCUCCUUACGAAGGUUGGCAAUCAUUAGGGCUAUCUCUACUUUGGACAUUGCUGUCCUAAAUAAUGUUUUGGUGCUCUUUUGUUGUUGUAGAUUUUUGAGCCAUGAUAUUCUUCUCCGGCCAGGCCUUCUUCUUUCUCCACUAACCAGGUUAUUAAUAUUUAAUAUCAAAAAGGAAACUUAUCACUUCUUGCAGGGUUGACAGCUAUCUAUAGUGUAUCUUUUAUUUUACUAUUUUAAAUGACGUGGCAGAGUUAAGACACAAAAUAUUUUUUGUAAAAAGUAUUUAUUUAUAUAAACAUUCCAUGUAUUUUUCUUAAUCUAUAGCACAAAUUGAACAGUAAACUAGAAAAGAUCCAUGUCCGCUCAACAAUCAAAAUGCACAUUCUCAUUAAAUAUGAACAAAACAUCAUCAUGGUUUUCUAUUUUUAAAACCAGUCAACAAAUACAUAUAAUUAUUUCAUCAACAAACAGUUAAUACCUAGUUAGUUAUACUUUAAAAAAACUUGUGUAGUUCAGUAGCCAAAAUUGGAAUUCUGCUACAAUAUCAAAAUGUUAAUUGGCUUACCAUUAAAGUGCUUACUGAUGUUUAACAUGUGAUAACAGCACAACUGACAUCAGGCCAGAUAAGUUUGUAGGACUAAAUAUUUUAUUUUUAAUACAGAUAUCAGUAGUUACCUAGCCAAUGUUUAGUUGAUCUAUAACCUCUGAAAAGUUAUCUACAAUCAUAUUA